This is a messenger RNA of Cordyceps militaris CM01, 1557 nucleotides long. Its product is annotated as integral membrane protein, putative. NCBI's taxonomy places the organism in Eukaryota, Fungi, Ascomycota, Sordariomycetes, Hypocreales, Cordycipitaceae. Bases 1 to 1557 code for a protein of 518 amino acids. The transcript is spliced from 2 exons. The record is from RefSeq and is a predicted model, not a curated record.
AUGAAGACCUCCCCGGGGCUGUCCCUGGCCGCCCUCGCCGGGAUAUGCCUCGCAGGCGUCUGCCAAGGGCAGCAGGGCACGCCAUCAUCGCCCGGCGCCCGCGCCCUCCUCCCACCACCACCACCACCACACAGCAACGCCGCCGAGGCGCUGAUACAACCGCGCUCUUUAUCGACCGUUCUGCAACAAGUGCCAUCCUGCGCAAGGCCAUGUGUUGAAAACGCCACGGCCGCAACGCGCGACAGCUGCGCCGACGGCACCUGUCUCUGCGCCGACAGCAGCACGGAAAGCACCCUGAGCGCAUGCGUCGCCGCGGCGUGCACGCUCGCCGAGGGCAUCGCGACCAAGAACUACACCCAGGCGGCGUGCGACGUGCCGCGGCGCGACCGGGCGACGCCCUUUGACGUGGCGUCGAUUACGCUCUGCGCCGUGACGGGCGUCAUGGUGCUCGCGCGGCUGCUCUUCAAGGGCUGCUACAGCUACGCGCGGCGGCUCGGGCUCGACGACUGGUUCAUCAUCGCGUCCGUCGCCGUGGGGCUGCCGUGCACCAUCAUCAACACCGUCGGGCUGACGCGGCACGGGCUCGGCAAGGACGUGUGGACGCUGCCGCCGGCCACCAUGGAGACGUUUGGCCGCUACUUUUACGCGCAGCAGAUCCUGUACCUCUUCCUCGUCACCAGCAUCAAGAUGAGCCUGCUCUUCUUCUACCUGUCCAUCUUUCCCGGCCGCGGCGUCCGCGCCGUGCUGUGGCUCACCAUGGCCGUCACCGCCGUCUUUGGCCUCACCUUUAUGCUGCUCUCCGUCUUCCAGUGCACGCCCGUCCGCUUCUACUGGCUGCGCUACGUGCAGCCCCUCGACGGCCACUGCACCCGCAUCAACCUGCUCGGCUGGAUCCAUGGCGGCGUCAGCGUCGCUAUUGACGUCUGGAUGAUUGGCAUCCCGCUCUUCCAGAUCCGCAAGCUCGAGCUGCACUGGAAGAAAAAGGUCGGCGCCGCCAUCAUGUUUCUGACAGGCACCUUGUACGUAUUUUCUUCUCUCUCUCUCUCUCUCUCUCUCUCUCUCUCAUUGCUACAUUCGCUGGUGACUAACACACCAAAACACAGAGUCACCAUCGUUUCGGCCCUGCGGCUGCGCUCCCUUAUAUACUUUGCCAACUCCAUCAACCCCACGUGGGACGAGGUGCCCGUCGCGCUGUGGGCGACGAUUGAAAUCAACGUAGGCUUAAUGUGCGCCUGCCUGCCCACGCUGCGCCUCAUCCUCGUGCGCAUGUGGCCCCGCGUCUUUGGCAGCACAAUCAACUCCCUCUCCCAGAGAUCUGCCGUCUCGCACAGGACCAGCACAAGCGCCUAUGCGCGCAAGGUCAAGGUCCGACCCCCCAGUGUCGACACUGAUACGGCACCCAUAAGUCCUCGCUUAGUAGAGACUAACACGGCAUUCGAACUGGAUGCUAAAUACCCAACCUGGGAGGACCGCGAGCAGCCCGGCCAUCUGGAGGAUAGUGACAAUCCCGAACAUGACUCGACCGCCUCAUUCGAAAAUGAGUGUCAUGCUAAAUAG